Molecule: messenger RNA, 1496 nt
Organism: Coregonus clupeaformis (lake whitefish)
Lineage: Eukaryota; Metazoa; Chordata; Actinopteri; Salmoniformes; Salmonidae
Product: ORM1-like protein 3
Exons: 4
Coding region: 302-763 (153 amino acids)
Biological process (GO): ceramide metabolic process; intracellular sphingolipid homeostasis; negative regulation of ceramide biosynthetic process
Cellular component (GO): endoplasmic reticulum membrane
Source: RefSeq, a predicted model, not a curated record
UGACGUUCUACAUGAAUUGCUGGCUGGGAGUGGAAGUGGAACUAUUUAGCCUGAAUGUCGGGCAAUAAACUGAAGGAUACAUGAAUAACAUUGCAUAAGAAAGCAAUAAGAAGGUAUUUGAAUGAAUGACUAAUCGAAACGAUAUAGCAGUCUAACCUAUUGAUGCCAAUUACCUAACCAGAGAAGGCGAUAGUGAAUAAGAGGAAUACAGCGAUAUAACGGACUGAAGCCAAAAGUGCGAUUGAAGCCAUUUUCUCCUCGUUGACCCCCAAGCAGAAGAGGAGCGUGGUAACGUGACAUCAUGAACGUGGGCACGGCACACAGCGAGGUGAACCCCAACACGCGGGUAAUGAACAGCCGGGGCAUCUGGCUCUCCUACCUGCUGGGCAUCGGCCUGCUGCAUGUCAUCCUGCUCAGCAUCCCCUUUGCCAGCGUGCCCGUGGUCUGGACCCUCACCAACCUCAUACACAACCUGUGCAUGUACCUGUUGUUACACUUGGUGAAAGGAACCCCGUUUGAGACUCCGGACCAGAGCAAGGCUCGCUUCUACACAUACUGGGAGCAGAUGGACUAUGGUGUCCAGUUCACUGCCUCACGCAAGUUCCUCACCAUCACCCCCAUCGUCCUCUACAUCCUCACCAGCUUCUACACCAAGUAUGACCGGGCCCACUUUGUGUUCAAUACGGUCUCCCUGAUGACAGUGCUCAUUCCCAAACUCCCCCAGCUUCACGGAGUCCGGAUCUUUGGAAUUAACAAGUACUGAUGGGGCGGAAGAGGACACCGCCAUUCCUCCAUCUCCCUGUGGACUGUGAACACAGAGUAUCAGGCCCCUCCGCAUUGGCCCCCGGCCCAUAAGGAUCCAUGGCCGCUCUCUGGCUCCCAGUGCUAUUGAGCACUCAGCUAAAUGAAACCUAUGGGCGAUACUCAACACAGAAUUGACUUAAAGAGCUCGGCUGGGUCCAAGCUCCUAUGUGGUCCUAUUGAAGCUGUGUUGUGGUGUUUAUUUGUGGUUCCCUUUAUGUCAGUUUUAUUUAAUUCACAGAGAACACUGCAAGUUAAGCCUUGGAGGACAUACAGUAGUAUGAGAUGUAUCGAGAUUGAGUUACAAUGUGGAGAGGAGAAACCUCUGAGCAGUUUGCUCCUGAGAAAAGUGAGACUCAGACAUUUUGUAACCAGGGAGACACUUUAGCAUCUUGUCCUCACAAGGCUCAUCCUCUCUGUCUCUCGAAAGGACAGACUGCUAGAGAAAGGGUUAGCUAGGGAGUUGCUCUGACUGUCGCAGUGGUCAGACGGGAGGGACCGCAGGGUUUAUAUUUAGCCCCCCUGACCACUAACAGUCUAAGUUAGGAAAGUUUAAGGAACACUUAUUUUAUCUGAUCAUUCCAUAUUUGGAUUGCCUUGUUCGGAUUUGAACAAGAGUAGGACAUAAAAGACUGUAGAAACAUCAGGAAGUCAGCUCCAAGUGAUUUCAAUUUAAGAAAUCUGUUCCCAAGUAU